This is a messenger RNA of Anthostomella pinea, 291 nucleotides long. The record is from the annotation of a GenBank genome assembly. Lineage: Eukaryota; Fungi; Ascomycota; Sordariomycetes; Xylariales; Xylariaceae.
AUGGCUGCCCUAGAUCCCUCAAAGGACAACAAGAAAUAUGUGUACGACACUGUCAACGCUGACAUCGAGUCAGAGAAGUCCCUCCGGUAUACCGAAGUCGAGCACUCGGUCACCUUUCAGAAAGCGAUCAAGUUGCAUUAUCCUGCGGUGUUAUGGGCACUGUUCAUCAAUACAGCUACUAUCCUCAAAGGUAUGGACGGAGGCAUCGUGGGCAGUCUUGUCGGGAUCGAGCCCUUCAAAGGACAGUACGGCUAUCUUUACAACGACACCUUCACCAUCGAGGCGAGCUAG